GGCGAUGCUGCAGCCCCGGCUCCAUUCCCGGACCUGCGCGAUGAGGCUCCAGCCCCCAGCGCGGUUCCAGCCCCGGAGCCGCGGGGUGAAGCCCCGUCCCGGUCACCGACUCCAGCCCCGUUCCCGGCUCCAGCCCCGUCCCCAUCCCGUUCCCGGCGGGGCGAGGCUCCGUUCAGCCGUGACCACAUCUCGGCGGUGGCCCGGGCGGCAUCUUGGAGUUUCACAAGAGGGGAGGAUUCCUGGAUAUCAUCCAAGGGAAAUUCCCCCCCACUCAUCACCCAGGCACCCUCUCCCUGCCGGUGCCCCGGGAGACGGGGGUGCACACCCACCCGAGGGUCCCCUCCACCCCCACCUCGGGACUCUUGGCUCCGGGACAAGCCCCGUUUCUCGCCGGGGUCCCGCCACGGAUCGGGGCCUCCCCGCUUCUUUGCAGGGGGAUUGGGAGGGAAAUUUGGGACGAGGCCAGAGCUGCUGCAUGGAAAGAGCCCGGCGGGUGCAGCUGGGGGGGUCUGGAGGGUGGGAAGAGGAUUUUUGGGGAUGGGUGGGUCAGUGUGUCAGACGGGCUCUGGAGAGCCAGGGCGGAGGAGGAGAUUUGCAGGAGAGACGGAGAAAUGGUGCGGGAGAGGGGAGAGGGGCUGGAUCGGGAAUGUGGAGGUGGCCAAGAGCCACAUCCAGGCGUGUGUCACCGGGCCUUGGGAAAUUCCCUGCUGACCUGGAGCUCCUAAAAAUAGCAGGAUGGGGAUAGGCACGGGGUUGGAGGACCACAGUGGGAUUAUCCUGCUGGACCGUGGCCAAGUGCCGGCUCCCACAGAGGUGGUCAUGCCGGGGGGUGGUGGAGAUUGGCAGGGGGCUUGGCAUGUGUGUGGGUUAUCUCUGCUUCAAACUCUUCCUGUGUCGUGCUCAGGUGUGCCUGCUCCGCUGCUCCCUGCUCUCGUCCCUCCUCCUCCUGCUGCUCCGCAUCCAUGAGACGGAGCAGAACAGCUACUGCCAGCAGAUCAUCACCGAGAGGCACCUGGCCGAGCUGGAGGAGCUGGCUGACACCCAGAUGCAGCACCCGGGCAGGGUCUCCUUCAAGUUCAUUGACAAGAUGCAGUUGAACGACUCCAUCUGCUAUGUGAAAGCUGCCUUCCCCCUGAUGGGCAAGAUCCUGGAGAGAACGGAGUUCAAGGAGAACUCGUCCAACGCCCGGAAGAUGCAGAUGGUGCGCAGGAUGUACAACAGCAUCGAUGAGAAUGUGGACCCCUGCAUCAGGGAUGAGGAUGAUGAGGAGAGAAUGCUCUCACAGAUGUGCUUCAAGGAGUUCACCACGUCCCCCUACGAGAUGCUGGUGCUGGUGAAGGAUUUCUUCCAGGACAUCAAGCGACUGCUGCAGAACCAGGAGACUUUUGAGAAGGAUUGCAGCCGAGUGUACCGCAGGGUGUGCCCGGGACCCAGGAAAGCUGGAUCCUCACCAGGUGUGGGGACAGAUCCUGACUGCAAUUGCCUGUCCCCUGCCCUCCCUCCUGCCACCCAGCCCUCCCUCUCUGCUGCCACUGGCAGGGACACGGCACCCGCUAGCACCCGGCUCCCUUCCAGCCUCCUCCAUACCACCCUCGCUGACUUAGAGGCCCCAUCUCAGCCCCCCAGUAGCACGGACGGGGGCUCAGGGACCGAGGAGGUCCUGGGUGCCGGGCUAGGUGACCCAGCACUGGCCUUGGCCCCCGGGAUGAAGCAGACAGCUCCAGCCAGCAGUGCCGAAGCCCUCCAGGAUCCGGCCGGGACGCUGAGCCUGGCCCGGGGCGACAUCCCCGUCCUCCGUGGGGAUGGCGAGCUGGUGGAGUGGGACACCGGCCACCUGCCGCAGGAUCCAGGCCAGCAGUGGGGAGGCUCCCUCCUCCCGGAGCAGCCCGGCGGGCUCAGGACCAGCCCUCCGACAGCAUCGCCCAGCGCCGGCCCGACGGGCGGAGGCAGAAUCCGUGCCCAGCCCGAGCCUGGCACGCAGCUCCGCUUCUCCAGGAUGGCCCCGGAGCUGCCAGCCCCGGGCAGCCCCAGCCACAGGGCGAGGGCGUGGGGCUGGGGGCCCGAGGAUGGCGGUGGGGCCGGGCCCAGCUUUGACUCUGGCUUUGUUCUGGGCGCAGAGCAGCGCAGGAAGGAGCCGCCCGCCAGCGAGGGCCGCCAGGAGCCCCUCAUCUACAUUACGGUGGCCAGCGUGGUGGCCGUCCUGCUGGCCACGGGAGGGCUGCUCUUCUACAAGUAUAAAUCCAGGGUCCUGGAGCGGUCACUGGAGGAUGGAGGCUGUGACCCCGACGAGCCAGAGAGGAGGGCGCUGCAGGGAGCAAGGGAAUGUUCAGAGCUGGAGACUCAGGAUCUCUGAGGGCCCCAGGCAGGAUGUGAAGCUGCUCGGGGGACGGAUCCGGAUGGAAGGAGGGGUGGCACGCGCCAGCCUUGCCGCGAUCCCACCGUGAUGCUGACACUCCCUCUUCCCUUGCCCCGUGCCCACGGCCAGAGACUGCAAAAAACCUCCCUGGCAGGGACAAAAGGAUGGGGGGAUGUGCCCUGAGUGGGACCCCCGGCACCGGGAAGUGAAGGGCUGGAAGGAGUCGGGACCAUGAGCACAGGCUUUGCAGCGGGGGCCGGUGCGACGCUGCGGUGCUGAGCAGGACCGUGGAGGUGCUGGAUGUGGGAUGAUGGAAGCAGAUCCCACUUGGACACGGCCAGAGCUGGAUGAAGAUAGAUGGGAUCGGCUCCCCAAAUCCUCGGGCUUUUCUCCCAUCCCAGCAGACUGGCUUUGGAGCAGCACCCAUCGCAUCCUUCACCCUGCCUUUCCUGAGGCUUCAACUGGAGCAUCCUGAAUUCCAGGGGGGCCCGUCCUGAGACCCCCAGCCCUGAUUUGCAACUCAAACCCUCACACUGUGAAUAUUUAAAGCCCACCCGUGCCCAUGUCCCUGCACGGGGCUGGGUUUGGGGUGACCCUUGGCGCCAUCCCAGUCCCUCCCCAUCCUCCUGUUGUUAGGGCUCAUUUUUAUUUUUGUUUUUUGUAGAGUGAGAGUGGAUGAAAGUCUUUAUCCUGCACAAGUGUUCUGGGGGGCCGUGUGCCCCUCACAGGGUCCUCGCCGCGAGCUGGCCUCGCUGGGAUUCCAUUUCUUUGGUGGCUGCGCUUUGGAGAAGGGAAUGGGGCUGGGAAGGAUGGGAUCCACGUGGGUGUAAGAGCUGGAACUGCCCCCACCGGUCACCCUGGGGCUUCUUGGCACUGCCCCACUCCCGGGCUUUGGGAAGAGCCUGGUUUGGGAUGCACCAGCCCUGGAGAUGCCCCAAAAUCCAACGGCUCCCUCCAUCCAGCCCUGGAUGAAGCGUGGCCCGCGCUGCUCUGGGAGUUUCAAGCAUUAUUUUUAUAUGAAGGAUGAAAAUAUGGACAAACCCAACUGUUUUUAAAGAAAGCAUCACUAUUAAUUUGGGGUUUUAUUGUGUGUAUUUAUGACUGGCAGAAGGAGGGGGUUCCUGGGCGAGGGACUGGUGUAAAUCAGGAUAAAAGCCCUGAUGCAGCAGGAAGUCUGGGGCCAAACUCCUGGUGGUGUAAGUCACCAGUUUACACUGUGGAGGAGCUGCUCCUGGGGGAGAAAACUUGCCUUUACCCAUGUUGGAGUUAUUUUGCCUUUUUUUUUGUUGUUGUUGUUGUUUGGUUGGGGCUUUUUGUUGGUUUUGGGAUGUCUUUUUUUUUUUAUACAAUGAAAUCCUGAAAUAUUUUAUACAAAGGCAUUUAAAAGUCUAUUUAAAGAAAAUAAUGGAAAACAACUUGUAUAUUUAAUAUUAUUAAUAAACAGAGAGGUGUAGCUUGGUGUAA
Taeniopygia guttata (zebra finch) is the source of this 3820-nucleotide messenger RNA. The record is from RefSeq and is a predicted model, not a curated record. Lineage: Eukaryota; Metazoa; Chordata; Aves; Passeriformes; Estrildidae.